GGGGUAGAGACCCGAACCGAGCUGAACUACCGCUGGGCUGUCGCUGUGCCGAGCGUGCGUUACGCGUCUACAUGGUCCUGUACGGAGGAUGGCUGGUUUGAAUUUGCACAAAUGCAGCGGAUGCGCCGUUCCUAGUAGACCAUGGCCUUUUGUCGUUGAUCUUCGAUCGUUCCCUCCUUCAAGCUUCAUGGCCCAGGAAAUGACGGAAAUGGCAGAUGACAAAUGCGAUCAGACCCAGGUCGAGGCACUCGAGAAUGGCGGUAGCUCUUCGUCUCUCGGGCUAGAUGCCCGCCGCGAAGCUGGCUCGGUGCAGCUGCUGGAUGCCCAACAUGUCGUCCUCGUGCCGACUCCCAGCCGAGACCCCAAGGGUGAGUGAGCAGCAACGAAUCACGACCUUCCAGUGUGCCACAUAUUGGCUCACCACCACCGUCUCUCGCUCGUUAGACCCUCUCAAUCUUCCCCUGUGGCGCAAGAACAUCACUGUUCUGAUCGUGGGCCUGUAUUCGGCCUUUGCGGUCCUCGCCACCUCCGGCAUGGGCGCCAUCGUCACCCAGGUGAGGGAGAUGUACCCGCCUGAGGACCAGGACCGCGUCAGCGACCUGCUCACGCACCCGACGCUGUUCAUGGGCAUCGGUAACCUGCUCGCCAUGCCGCUGUGCGUCGCCGUCGGCCGCCGCCCCGUGUUCCUCCUGUCCCUCGUCAUCCUCGUCGCCUCGGGCAUCGGGUGCGCAUGCUCGACAUCCCUGACCUCCCACAUCGCGGCACGCGACAUCCUCUCGGUGGCGGCGGGCCAGAGCGAGGCUCUGGUUGCCUUCAUGGUGCAGGAGGUCCACUUCCUCCACCAGCGAGGGAGGGCUGCCACCUGGAACGCGGCGAUUCAAGGCGUUGUCACUGGGGCCAUGUUCGUCGCGACUACGUAUCUUGUCCCGGCUUGGGGAGUCCGGUGGUGGUAUGGCGUCAUCACCAUCGUCAACGGCGUCCUCCUGAUCGCCUCCUUUUUCCUCGUCCCGGAGACCAUGUACGACCGGGUGCUGGAGGAUGACGGAAAUGAAACAGGGAGUCCCAAGGCCGCUCGGGUGACGACGACGACGAAUCAUACGCUGGACCCUGAGCGGUAUGGUGCCCGGACAUGGCGUCACGACCUGAAGGUAUUCCACUUCAAGCCUCGAUGGCACGAGACCUGGACUUUCUACAAGACCGCCGCCCUGUCUUUCUGCAUUCCCGCCAUCGUGUGGCUGCUCCUGCUUAACGGCGCCUUUCUUGGCGUCUACGUCUUCCACUCGUCCACGUUCGCCACCGUCUUGCUGGGCCCGCCGUACCUCUUCGAGUUCGGGUUCCUAGGAUUUGUACAGCUGGCCAUCGUGCUCGCGAAUUGCAUCGGGCUGGUGGUCAUCGGCUACGGCUCGGACUGGAUCAUCAAGCUGAUGAGCAGGCUGCACAAGGGAAUCUACCAGCCCGAAUACCGUCUCCUCUCGGCCAUCCUGCCCUCCAUCAUCGCCGUCGUCUCGUGCGUCAUCUACGGCCAGACGGCGCAGCACCCGGACCAGUGGUCGUGGGCCGGCAUCGUGGUCCCGUACGCGGCCGGCUACCUCGCCUUCCUGGGCGCCAACACGGUCUCCAUCACGUACGUGGUCGACAGCUGGCCCGCCGAGGCCGGGCCGAUGCUGCUCGUCGUCGCCGCCGGCCGCGGCUUCAUCAGCUUCGGCCUGAGCUACGCCCUGGUGCCCUGGAUCGCCCGGAACGGCUACGACGGCUCCAUGCGCGAGCUCGCUAUCAUCUGUGGCGUCUUCGCCCUGCUCGGCAUCCCGUGCUACGUCUUUGGCAGGAACAUCAGGGUCUGGUCGAAGAAGCGGCUGUAUCCGUCGCCGGCUUGUUAGGAAGUGUCAACAUGCCUAGGUAUCUAUUCAGUAUUGUUUAGCAGGUGUUACGGGAUGGCACGGUGAAAUGAACGUGAUCGACGAAAUAGGAGUGGCUCAUCCAGGAACCCUGAGCUGGUUCUGUCCGUGCCGUCAACAAGCCCUCAUA
Thermothielavioides terrestris NRRL 8126 is the source of this 2025-nucleotide messenger RNA. RefSeq lists its product as uncharacterized. Bases 330 to 1877 code for a protein of 515 amino acids. Gene Ontology annotation, molecular function: transmembrane transporter activity. Gene Ontology annotation, biological process: transmembrane transport. The record is from RefSeq and is a predicted model, not a curated record. NCBI's taxonomy places the organism in Eukaryota, Fungi, Ascomycota, Sordariomycetes, Sordariales, Chaetomiaceae. The transcript has 3 exons.